This is a messenger RNA of Nicotiana attenuata, 793 nucleotides long. Its product is annotated as probable histone H2A variant 1. Gene Ontology annotation, cellular component: nucleosome. The record is from RefSeq and is a predicted model, not a curated record. Gene Ontology annotation, molecular function: protein heterodimerization activity; structural constituent of chromatin; DNA binding. NCBI's taxonomy places the organism in Eukaryota, Viridiplantae, Streptophyta, Magnoliopsida, Solanales, Solanaceae. The transcript is spliced from 3 exons. Bases 137 to 553 code for a protein of 138 amino acids.
CCUCCCAAACAAACCGCCAGAAUUACUUUGGAUUCUUUUCAAGAUAGCUAAACAACAACUGGGGCAAUAAAUCAAACAGUUAAGCUGCAUUUCAGAUCUACAGGGAAAAAAAGUGGAGUUUUGAAGCUAAGGAAAAAUGGCAGGAAAAGGAGGGAAAGGGCUAGUAGCGGGGAAGACAACAGCUGCAGCAGCUGCUAACAAAGACAAAGACAAGAAAAAGCAGCCUAUCUCUCGUUCUUCUCGCGCUGGCCUCCAGUUUCCAGUGGGAAGAAUUCAUCGUCAGCUCAAGACCAGAACCUCAGCCCAUGGAAGAGUUGGAGCUACAGCAGCUGUUUAUUCUGCUGCAAUUCUGGAGUACCUGACUGCAGAGGUUCUUGAAUUAGCUGGUAAUGCAAGCAAGGAUCUUAAAGUGAAGAGAAUCACCCCCAGACACUUGCAACUGGCUAUUCGUGGAGACGAGGAACUUGACACCCUUAUCAAAGGGACCAUUGCUGGUGGUGGUGUCAUCCCUCACAUUCACAAAUCCCUCAUAAACAAAACCACCAAGGAGUGAACUUCUCCUGCUUUAGCUUGUGUCGAGACUAAUGACAUUGCAUGUUUGUUAAUGUUUUUCCUGUUGUAUGCGGGUUGAUAUAGUACUUGUUCAUGUUUGAUUACAAGAAUUUAUCUGAUGUUAUGGACAUAUUAGUUGGAUACUGUUAUUUUGUAGGUCUUAGUUGGUAAGUGGCUUGUUGAUGUAUGCAUGUUAUUGUUUAUUGUGGUACUUCUAGCUUGUUUGGCCAAGCUUCUCCAA